AAGGAAAGGGAGGUAACCGUUGGGUUCUGACCCAAUAAGAGGGGCGAUCGGUAGUCACGUGAUAUUGAUUUGAAUAUGGUCCCGCCCCUUCGCCGUGGUGUGUGGCGGAGAUUAGAAAGUAAACAGGAGGAAGGGGUUUGGCUGCUGAGGACAAUUGGUGUGUUGCAGGGAGCUGAGCGCGGUCUUCGAAGGGAUCGGAACUUGUACUGAGUGCUAUCAUUUUUUUGGGCUAACUGGAAACUCACUGAAGACUAGAAUGAAUCUGCCAACUGAUGACGUUAACUUCAUAACAGAAGAAACAUUCGACUUUGGAAUUAGUUUUCCAGCAGAAAGCCAAGAAUCAUUGCUUGAAAGUGAUACUGAAGAAGCUGUUAUUGGUCCAGUCAGGCGGUCUGAAAGGUGUCUUGCUCUGGGAAUUGAUGUGAACAGUAAUAAUGGAAACCAGCAGAAAACAAAUGAAGGAGUACAAAAGUGGAGUCCUCUAAGUGCAGAGAAGCUGGUAGAAAUAGUGAAAGAAGCAAACCGGCUGGCAAAUCAAUUUGAAAGAUGUGCUUUGAAGGAAAAGGAAACUGCUAAGAGACAGGGGAAAGAGGUCAGAAGCUGUGGUGACCGUUCAAAAUUAGAAAAAGAAUCCAAAGCCAAAAUCAGACUUUUACAAGAUGAUAGAACAUGGAAAAAAAGCCCUCGCAGUCCAAGGAGAGAUACUUACUUUGUGUUAGAUAGUCCAAACAAAGCUCUUCUUCCUUCUGUGGAUCUUCAGGUUACAAAUGAAAACUGUCCGAUCAGUAAGAGCACAGAAACACAUCCUGAUGAUGGACUGCAAACCACUGUCUGCAGACUUGAAUUUACCAGUGAGUCUGAACAAAUAACCUCUGAUAAACCAAUGAGAACAAAGGAAGGUAACCUAUCUACAAACAGCAAGCAAGCUGCUGUUAAGAAGCAAUCAGUACUUAUCAGGCCAUCAAGUCUGAAGCUUCCUUCAGCUUUUAAUAGAAAAGGAAAUGCACAUUCAUUAUCUUCAUCAAAGCCCUAUGAGUAUCCUUCUAAAAAGGAUUUGCCCUUGCCUUCAACAGGGAAUUUGAAUCAAUCCAGAGGUGUGUCGCUGAACAACCCAGUAAAUCUCUCCAGAGAUUCUGGGAGAAGUAAUGUCUUGCACAGCAAACCAAAUAAAGGAAAACCAUCAAUGCUGUCAGAGAGGAAGAUGUUGUCAGCUCCUUUUAAACCCACCACUGCCACAAAUAUUAAACUGCUUCCAAGUACCAACCGAUCUGCUAGCACAGAGAACAGUAGUCGAGCACAAAUGUCAAGCAGGCCAAUUCCUCCUGGAAAUCGUUUGCGGCCUGGAUCGACCUUAUCUGCUCGUGCUGGGAUCAAAAUCGAAAGAGGCAGUUCAGAGGUGCUUAAGGAGAAGGGAUCAGCAAAGCAAUUCCAAACUACAGUUACUUCUAAGCACCUGAAUUCGAGUGCAGCAGAUACAACAAUCCAAAAUACAUCUCUGCCCAAGAAAGUGACUUCAAGUAAUGUAAAAAGAUGAUCACUUUUGAGGUUCAUUGACUACCAGAGCAGUAGAGAAUGAUUUGUCUUGAAGGUACAAACAGACCUCUAACUUGGAUGAUGUUUUCUCCCUGCUAAGAAAAAAUAUACAAGGAAAAUAGAAAAUACAUACUCGUUGUCAGCUUACAGGGUGAUAAGUUUAAAAUGUGAAAAAUCAAGAAAUUCUGCAAAUAAUUUUCAAAACGCUCCAGCAUUCAUAGAAAACAAUACAUAAAUGAAUGAGGCCACCAUGCCCAUUCAGUCUGGUUGCCUAAUUUGUAGAGAAAUUCAAUUAGUUCUGCUCUCUGUUCUUUCUAUGUAUGCAACAAAUUUAACUCCAAUUGCAUCAGUCUAAAGAGCUUGAUUUUCCCCAAAUUGAAAUGUUAUUGGAUUAGAAUUUCAUAUGGGGAAAAAUGAACAGAUACUCUCAGAAAGAGUUAAUGACCAUUUUCAACUAAAUUCUGCUCUUAAUCAUGUUUCUUUUUAUGUUAGAAUUCUCUUUGCUGAUUUUUUUUAAGCUAGUGUUGAAUCUAUAUUAAGCAACUAAUCUAAAUCCUACCAACUCAUGGAAAGAGUAUUUCCUCAUGUUCUUUAGACAGUCAGUCAUUUGAAAGAGUUCAGUUGCCAGAGGUGAAAGGUUAUAUGUACUUUAGCUAAACUUGUGAUUUCUAACAUCUCUUUAUUUGCUGCAGUGAGAAUAACCACAGAUUCUCCAGUCUAUUAGUGUAUUCCUUUAUUUGUGGUGCUAUUCUAGUAAAUCUCUGUACCCUCACCAAAGGCUUAACAUCUUUCCUUGAGUCUGAUGCUCAGAAUCAGCCUAAAACUGAGAUACCAAGAGGGUUAUGUACUUUAACUGAAGCUGGAAGAACUGACAUGUUUGAUAUUGUAAUUUCCUGAUGAGAGGAAAUGUAUUGCCUCUGUGAAAACAUAUAAGUAUGGAUUUCAACCUCUUAAAUUUCUCUAUUCUAAACAAAUCAUACUAAAAACACUAAGUAGGUGACAGAAUUUUACUACCUAAUUUAAUUAGUCAAGUUAUUUCAUGAACAUGCUUUUUUUUUUACAAGGAAACUUUAUAUACAUCUAUUGUAGUGGUCCUUGUAAAACUUGGAUACAGUUCUGUUAAAGUAUUUACUUCUAUUUUAUUUUUAAACACUAUGUUGCAUUUCAUUGUAUGUACAUCUUUCAUCAAUAAAAGCAUUUUGCAGCAAAUAGUUGUUAUUCUUAUUUUGUAAAUAUUUACGGAAAAUCAAAUUAACAUGCAAUUUCAAAAG
Messenger RNA from Pristis pectinata (smalltooth sawfish), 2804 nucleotides. Its product is annotated as proline/serine-rich coiled-coil protein 1-like. Gene Ontology annotation, molecular function: microtubule binding. Lineage: Eukaryota; Metazoa; Chordata; Chondrichthyes; Rhinopristiformes; Pristidae. Gene Ontology annotation, cellular component: microtubule cytoskeleton. The transcript is spliced from 8 exons. Bases 257 to 1534 code for a protein of 425 amino acids. The record is from RefSeq and is a predicted model, not a curated record.